Molecule: messenger RNA, 1962 nt
Organism: Physella acuta
Lineage: Eukaryota; Metazoa; Mollusca; Gastropoda; Physidae
Product: sigma intracellular receptor 2
Cellular component (GO): endoplasmic reticulum
Source: RefSeq, a predicted model, not a curated record
AGCCUUUGACCUUUGGACUCGGCGGUGUUAUUUGAACUGUUAGAUUUAAAAUAAAAAUGGCUCGCUUCCUUGAUAUUGUAUUUUUCUUUUAUUUCUUAACACACAUUCCCAUUUCAUUGUUGGUAGAUUUUCAGUCUGUACUACCCUUAGAAUAUUAUCCACAACAACUCAUUGACGUCAAGGAAUGGUACUGCAGAGAAUUUCGGGAUCCCAUGAUGGUGGCAGCGCCCACCUGGUUCAAGUCAUUUGUUUUUUGUGAACUGCUUAUCCAGUUUCCUUUCUUCUUCAUUGCUGUCUAUGGUUUUUUCAAAGGCUCCAAGAAUUGUAAGUGGCUACGCUGGCCCUGUGUUGUUUAUGGAUCACACGUCGCCACGACACUUAUCCCAAUCAGCGCACACAUCCUGUUCUACGACUUCUCCAAUGAAAAACACCCAAGUCCCAGAAACUUGAACGAACGUCUGACGCUGCUUGGGUUUUAUUUUCCUUAUCUCUUGGUGCCUGUCCUGUUGGUACUUGACUCGUUGUUCAGCUCGUCUUACAGAACGUCAAGCACCCAACAGUCCAGCACCAAACAGCAACCAGCCAACAAAACAGCCAGCCCACAACAACAGAAAAAGAAAAAAGUCAAAUAGAUUCCUAUCUACUUUUAUGUUUGAAAAAAAACUGUCUGCACCAAGGAAAGUUACUGGCUAUGUUAUUUUCGCCCAUGUAAUUCUUUAGAUAUUGAAACUAAAAAGAUGUUCUGCUCCUAGAUACCUUUUAAUUAAAUUUUUUGGCAUUUCUUUAAACCAUGUUACAUUUUUAAAAUAUAAAUUAUUCAAAUGGGAAAAAUAUUUAAAUCCUUGAUUAAAUAACAUCCCCUUAAAAUUAAAUUUAAAGUCCUGCCAAACUUUAGAUCUCUACUUAUGAUUAUUGAAAGAUCAGCAUUAUUUUUCUAAAACAAGUAACAGCAAUUGUUUUUAAUGAUUAAUGUGAAUAUAAACAAAGCCAUGAGUUAAUGUCAGGGUUUUUUUUUUUUUUGUUUUUUUUUUUUGAGAAAAUUAGAUUGAGUACCAAGCUAAGAAUUGUACAGUUAUUAAGAACCAUAACUUUUUUUUUAAAAUAAUGUUAUUUUAAAAUUGUGUUUUUGGAUUGUAAAUAUUUAGAUUGAACAACUAAAAAUUUUGAAAUAUAGGCCCUACUUAAAGUAAAAGUAAAGUUCUCCUUCUAAACCUGACGGUGAAUGGGCAAGUGAAGUAGAGUUUACCUGUUUCUGUGACCUUGGCAUAUGAAAGGACAGUAUUGUCAGCACUAUGCCCAGCCGCCUACUUAGUUGGGUUCAUGGUUCAUUUUAACCACUUUUUUUUGUAUUUCUAGAUCUUGUAACAGUAUAUAUUAUGUCAUAUUAUGAGAAUGAUAAAUCAAAAUGUGUUGUUAAAGUUAUAUUAACUUAUGUUGUUAAAGUUUAAGAAAAGUACCUGGAAUGUAUUUUGUCAGUUGAAAUAAGGCUGUCUUUUAGAAGGACCCUUAUCUUUUUAAAUGUGUUGUAUGUAAUAAUGUUUGAUACAAUAUUUCAUAUAGUUGUAGAAAGAAAGAGAUACAUUUUUACGUUAGUGUCCAGCUUUAGUAUCCACUUUUCAGUAAUAUUUUCAUUGGUUUUAUCUUCACAUUUUCUUUUUCACUUUUCACACUUUCAGUUUUAGAAUGUUAACCUAGACAUAUUUUAUUAUUCAUUAUUUAUGUGCCAUGAUUACAUUCGUGAUCAUCUUUAUUUUUAAUUUAGAUGUGUUACAGGGCUAUAAAUAGAGUUGAGGUCAACACGUUUCCUGUUUUUCUUUACUUUUCUGUUUGAACUGACUGAUUAAAACACCUUCACACUUCAGCUCUCUGACUAAAAUUGUUUGUUUCUGACUGCCAUAACUUCCACUUUGUCUAUCCAGAUCCUCCACUACAUAGAGCUAGUUGAGUGUUGUUGUUUCGGGG